AUGAUGGAGGAGGGUCGGGUCGGACGAUCCGGUCUGCGAGGCCGAGGAGGCUGGAGCGAAGAGAGCUUGGAGAAGGAGGACCUGUAUCAGCGGCCUCGGAAGAAGAAGUCAAGGAAGAAACUCUGGAUACUGCUGGGCUGCAGCAUCGUCGUUCUCGUCAUCGUCGUCGUCGUGGCCGUGGUGGUGAGCAAGAAGAAGGCAGGCGACUCGUCGGCCGACUCGAGCCUCGAGGGCAAAGACCGCGCAAACAUACCGGCCAAGUGGCAGAACACGUACCUCGACCCCUGGGCGUGGCAGACGACAAAGGACUUCAACGUGACGUUUACCGACGAGAUGGUGGGCGGGCUGCCCGUCAUGGGCCUCUUCACCGACUGGGACGACUCCAACCGCGCAAACGACAAGGUGCCGCCGCUCCAGGACAAAUGGGGCUCGUACGGCGACAAGCCGGCGCGCGGCGUCAACCUGGGAGGGUGGCUGACGCUCGAGCCCUUCAUCACGCCCUCGCUCUUCAACUACAACGCCAAGCUGGGCAUCGUCGACGAGUACAACCUGUGCAAGCACCUCGGGGCGUCGGCGGCCAAGACCCUCGAGGCGCACUACGACUCGUUUGUGAGCGAGGACACGUUCCGGGCCAUUGCGGCGGCCGGGCUCGACCACGUCCGCAUCCCCUUUUCGCACUGGGCCGUCGAGAACUACGACGGCGACCCGUACGUCUUCCGCACCUCGUGGCGCUACCUGCUGCGCGGCAUCGAGUGGGCGCGCAAGCACGGCCUGCGCGUCAACCUCGACCUGCACAGCCUGCCGGGCAGCCAGAACGGCUGGAACCACAGCGGCCGGUUCGGCGCCAUCGGCUGGUUCAACGGCACCGACGGCCAGACCAACGCCAAGCGCUCGCUCGAGCUGCACGACCGCCUGUCCAAGUUCUUUGCGCAGGCGCGGUACCGCAACAUCGUGACACACUACGGCCUGGUCAACGAGCCGCGCAUGACGUUCCUGCCCCUCGGCGACGUCGUGUCGUGGACCAAGGCGGCCAACAAGGUGGUGCGCGGCAACGGCGUCGACGCCCUCGUCGUCUUUGGCGACGGCUUCAUGGGCCUCGACAAGUGGCAGGGCCUGCUUCCCGGCGACAUGGUGCUCGACGUGCACCAGUACGUCAUCUUCAACGAGAACCAGAUCGAUUUCACGCACCGCAAAAAGGUGCAGUACGCCUGCGACGGCUGGACGCAGCAGACGGAGCUGAGCAUGGACCCGGCCCGCGGCCACGGCCCCACCGUCUUCGCCGAGUGGUCCCAGGCCGACACGGACUGCGCCAGGCACCUGACGGGCGUCGGCUGGGGCAACCGCUGGCAGGGCACCUACGACACGGGCGACGAGGCCACGUCGACGCUGACGCCGCGCUGCCCGGCCAAGGACGCCUCGUGCUCGUGCUCCAAGGCCAACCAGGACCCGGCCCAGUUCAGCGCCGACUACAAAAAAUUCCUGCGCAUGUUCGCCGAGGCCCAGAUGCACAGCUUCGAAAAGGGUUGGGGCUGGUGGUACUGGACCUGGAAGACGGAGAGCGCGCCGCUGUGGAGCUACGAGGCUGGCCUCGAGGCCGGCAUCCUCCCGGCAAAGGCCUACGAGCCGGACUUCAAGUGCGACGCCGACGUGCCCGACUUUGCCAAGGACGGCCUGUCCGAGACGUACUGA
This is a messenger RNA of Hirsutella rhossiliensis, 1689 nucleotides long. Its product is annotated as cellulase (glycosyl hydrolase family 5) domain-containing protein. NCBI's taxonomy places the organism in Eukaryota, Fungi, Ascomycota, Sordariomycetes, Hypocreales, Ophiocordycipitaceae. The record is from RefSeq and is a predicted model, not a curated record. Gene Ontology annotation, molecular function: beta-glucosidase activity. Gene Ontology annotation, cellular component: extracellular region; cell surface. Gene Ontology annotation, biological process: glucan catabolic process. The coding region runs from base 1 to 1689 and encodes 562 amino acids. The transcript is spliced from 2 exons.